CUGACAACAUGCUGGUGACUCUCUGUGCUCUCAUCACUGCUCUAACAUGUGUGAGUGGUGUGACGGUGGUGACACAGAAACCUCCUGUUUUAUCAGUGAGGAAAGGAGAAACAGCCACCAUGGACUGUAACCUGGGGACUGUUACUGGCAGUGCUGCUGUGUGGUAUAAACAGAUUCCAGGAGGAGUUCCUCAGUUUGUGCUGUUGUUUCGUUAUGACUACAGUUCUCCAAGCUAUGGCUCUGGGCUCUCCUCUCGAAAAUUCACAUCCGCUCAUCAGUCAACAAAAGAUUAUCGUUUGAUCAUCAGCAAUGUGGAGGAGGGAGACUCUGCAGUCUAUUACUGUCAGACAUGGGAUGGCUCUGUUAAUGAGUACGUAUCACAGUCCAAGGGAAACAGGCAAGGGUCCAGGAAGAUCUAUACAUGGAGACCAAGAAAGGUGUUAGAAGUACCAGGGAACACAGGAAAGUACACUAGAGAGAGCCGGGCUACACUAACAGAGGAGGAGAAACAGAGCGAUGAGAGGAGGGCGAUGGGGAUCUGGGGUGAGCAGAUGGAGUGUGAUGGCAGGAGGGCAGGCAGGUGUGCAGGAACUGGAGGAGGUGGCCCUGCCCAGGGGCGGAUCCCAGUUUCAGGCUCCAGCCUCCCUCCUCCUGUCCUGACAGUCUUCCCUCCGUCCAGUCCUGAGCUCCAGUCCAACACAGCUUCUCUGGUCUGUCUGUCCAGUCAGUCUGUGCCUUUUGCAGAUGUGAGCUGGUUGGCUGCUGGGAGUCCAGUGAGCAGUGGGAUCUCUACCAGCACUGCUGUUCAGAGACCAGACCAGACUUACCAAAUCAGCAGCUCUCUGACCAUCCAGCCAUCAGACUGGAACAUGGAUAAGGUUUAUACAUGUAAAGUGUCUUUGGGCUCACAGACUUUACACAAAACUAUCAAGAUGUCAGAAUGUCCCACUGAAUAGUCGAGAAUCAGAAUG
Molecule: messenger RNA, 971 nt
Organism: Oreochromis niloticus (Nile tilapia)
Lineage: Eukaryota; Metazoa; Chordata; Actinopteri; Cichliformes; Cichlidae
Exons: 6
Coding region: 9-956 (315 amino acids)
Source: RefSeq, a predicted model, not a curated record